AUGUCCAUGCUGUCGCUGCAGCUGCUUCUUCUCCCGCUCGCCUCCUUCCUGCGCACGGCUGCAUCCAGCACCGGCAGCAACGGGAGCUGCGCGCCGGAGUCAUGCGGGGACCUCACCAUCAGGUACCCCUUCUCCCUCGCCGGCGUGCAGCCGCUCUACUGCGGCUACCCGCCCUUGGACCUCACCUGCGAGGCCGGCACCGGCCCCGCCUACCUGAGCAACACGUUCAGGGAGCACCUGUUCCGCGUCGACAACAUCUCCUACGCGGACAACUCCAUGGUGGCCGCCGUGCAGACAGCCUUCGCCGGCGACACCGGCUGCCCCGUCCCCGACUUCAACGUGACGGCCAGCCUCGCCCUCUUCCCGUUCAACAUCAGCGCCACCAACAAGCGCCUCGUGUUCUUCUACAACUGCGCCGUGCCCGCUGAGUUCUUGCUGCGGCGGAAGUGCGCCAACCACACGAUGGGGGCGUACAUCUCGAAGCGCAGCUGGGGCGCCGGCGAAGGCGGCACGCCACCGCAGGGGGUUUCCACCAACUGUAGCUCGGUGAGCGUGCCGGUGCGCCGAGGAAUGGAGCCAGCUCAGCUGCACUACGACUACGUGCGGCUGAUCAGGGAUGGAUUCCUCCUGAAGCUGCCGCCGGUGCUGGGAGACUGCGACCGAUGCAGACAGAUGAGCUGCGGGGAGUGCAGGUUCGAUCAGUUCUCGUUCAAGUGCGUCUGCGGCCCCGACGGGAAGCUCUGCCCCAAUUCCACCCAACCCAGCUCACCAACUCCUCCAGGAAUCACAAGUGCUGUUCUGUUUGUCAUCGUACUGGGACUCGUGUGCCAUCUCAUACAACUCAACCGAGCCAAGAACAAGAAACGGUCUGCGUCAAUGGACGGCCUCAUCCGUGAAGGAUCGCCGCUGGCAUCGCUCCGGAAGGAGUUCAACCUCGCCGGCUCGCCGUGCACCCACAUCUUCACCUACGAGGAGCUCGACGCGGCCACCGACGGCUUCGGCAACGCCAACGAGCUCGGCGCCGGCGGCUUCGGCACAGUCUACAAAGGGGUUCUCCGGGACGGGAGCGUGGUGGCGGUGAAGCGGCUGUACAAGAACAGCUACAAGGGCGUGGAGCAGUUCGCCAACGAGGUGGACAUCCUCUCGCGGCUGCGCCACCCCAACCUCGUCGCGCUCUACGGCUGCACCUCCUCCUCGCCGACCUGCCGCGACCUCCUUCUCGUCUACGAGUUCGUCCCCAAUGGCACGCUCGCCGACCACCUCCACCACGGCAAGGAAGACCCCCUCCUCCUCCCGUGGCCGACCCGCCUUGGCAUCGCCGUCGAGACGGCCGCCGCGCUGGUCUACCUCCACGCGCACCAGGUCCUGCACCGGGACGUGAAGACGACCAACAUCCUGCUGGACGACGGGUUCCACGUCAAGGUGGCCGACUUCGGGCUGUCCCGGUUGUUCCCGGCCGACGGCGCCACGCAGCACGUGUCCACGGCGCCGCAGGGCACCCCCGGGUACGUCGACCCGGCGUACCAACGCCGGUACCAGCUCACGGACAAGAGCGACGUGUACAGCUUCGGCGUGGUCCUCGUCGAGCUGGUGUCCUCAAGGCCUGCGGUGGACAUGGCCCAGGCCGGCACCGACGUGAACCUGGCAUGCAUGGCCGUGCGCAUGAUACAGUGCUGCGAGAUCGAACGGCUGGUCGACCCGCGGCUCGGGUACGGGUCGUCAGCGAGCGAGACGAAGGGGACGAUCGACAUGGUCGCCGAGGUGGCGUUCCGGUGCCUGCAGCCGGAGCAGGACGUGCGGCCGUCCAUCGGCGAGGUGCUGGACGUGCUCAGACAGGCGCACCAGAGGAUUACGGAUGGCGCGGUGUUGGUGAAGAAGAGCAGAGACGGGUCGCCUGACUCCGUGAUGAACCACGAGGUGCUUUUGGAGGAGGAUAGGCAGGAUUCAGACAUCCAGCAGGAGAUGGGGCUCAAGAAGCCGCAGCCGGCGCCGGAGCCGGAGCCGGAGCCGCAGGUGCUAGUGCCGCCCGUCUUCGACUUCCCUCCCUUGGCCGCCCGCACCAGGGAUUUGAACGACCCCCAUACAUUUGUGGACUUACUUGUGUCAACUUUGAAACCUACAAUGCGGCUGUCUUCAAGCGUUUACUAUCCCAAGUAUGGUAUUGGCGCCUUUGGGACGUUCCCUUUGAAUAUGGCAAACAGAGCAUGCUCAGCAGAUUAUGGCGUCAUGGGUUUAAGAUAUGGUUCAGAGAAUCUAUCAAUUGGGGCCUCCUUCGUCCCAUUUCCUUCGCCUGGUGAGGUACCCUACGAUGCAUGGUUGGCUGGGAGAAAAGGGAAUUUAAGUGCAGGCGUACAAUACAAACCACUAGGUGGAAGCAAGCAUCCUAUGCCUUUUACAGACUUGAAGAACUGGAAUUUUGCAAUCGGUUAUGGUCUGGGCUCAACUAGCCCACUCAGCCCUUCAUUUACUUUUGCACUAGAGCUCAUUAGAAGUUCACAGCUGGUUGCAUCAUUCUAUCAGCACCAUAUUUCUGGAAAGGAACUAAAGUAUCGGGGUGAACCUGAUAUUUUUGGAACUUUAAACUACAUUGAUCUUGGACUUGAGCUGGCCACAAGGGUGGAUAAAGACAAACCAACAGACGAUGUUGGCAAUUCCUCGUUUCAGGUAGCUGCAAGUUGGCAGCUCAAUACUGAUUUACUUGUAAAGGGGAAGUUAGGCCCCUCCAAGUCUUCUGCAGCAUUGGCAUAUAAGUUUCCACCCUUCUUUACAUGUAGUGUCACAGUUGAAAAUGAUCAUUUGAAAGGUACGAGAUCGUAUGGAUUGGGAAUUGGUGUUGAGGAUUUCAGAGAGCCCAGAUGCCAAACACUUGAUCAAGAUUGUAAGGUGUUGAAACAACAUGGGAUGGACGUCGAUGGAAAGGAGCGUGUCCUCGAGUUUGACUUUGGUCCUGGCAACUAUGACAAUUUACCAACGGGGUUGAAGCCUAUCGACAAAAUAUUGUAA
This is a messenger RNA of Triticum turgidum subsp. durum (durum wheat), 3003 nucleotides long. NCBI's taxonomy places the organism in Eukaryota, Viridiplantae, Streptophyta, Magnoliopsida, Poales, Poaceae. The record is from the annotation of a GenBank genome assembly.